UCACAGAAUUCCUAUUCUCACUACUCUUUCAGUCCCAGUGAUAAAACAUUUGAAUUUAUAAAUAGUCGACUUAUUCUUUUGACUCAUUGAUCACCCAUUACAUUAAAUAUAAAUACAAUGACAUAAUUUAUACCUUUACAAAUUUAGUAAAAGAACUGUCUUUACAUUUUUAAUUUAAGAAUUUACCGUCACAGUUUACUUGACCGUGACGGAAAAGACUUAAAGCUGAACAUUAAACACUAAUAUAUCACAAGAAAUUUCAACUAGUAUUGCAUUUAGAAAGAAUAAAAUGAUUAUGAUAUAUUACAUCAAAGCACAAUAAAGAAAAUAAAUACAUAUAACCUAAAUAUCUGUGAACAAAACAUAUGUAUCUUACCGUCACAGCCGUGACGGUAAAUGUCCCAAAAUAACCUGAUUAAAAAAAAAUCGUCAAAAAUGCAACGAAACCAUGCUAAAGUUGUUUUCAUUCACCAAAGACUUGCACAAACGCACUAGAUUUUUUAUUGACAAUACUGUGUAGCCAGUGUAUGCCAUUCCGAAGAUAUAUGAAAUCUAACACCUUUAAAUUUUGUCCCAUGGAAGAAAGUCUUCACCGCAACGGUACUUUAACCAAAAAUUACCAUGUUUACAAAACACGUGAUAUCAAUUCUCUGAUGUCAUCGAUGACGUUAGCUCCCGAAAACGCGCGCCCAUUUUGUUUCUGGUGAGAUGGCGAUAUGGCUGCAGAAGAAAAUAAGGUAACAUUUUUGUAUGUUAAAUCGUAUAAUUAGCACUGUCUUCACCGUUUAUUUCAUAAAUACAUUUUUACCAUGUCCUUGUAGAACUUCUGUCUUUUAUGUAUGUGGGUAGUGUACACAGUCACAAUCCAAAGUCAUUUUUGUGUAUACAGCGCCAGACCGGCGUGUAAACAAAUGUUUUCUGAAAAAAGUCUUCACCGUCACGGUCUUUACCAUCAUACCAUCAAGGUGACGGUAAAGACGUGACGGUAAAGACAAACAGACAAAAAGGCUCUAAAAUUCGUAUAUGUAGAUCUACUAUAGAAUAUCAUUCUUAAGCAGUAAAAGUCAUACAUUUCUAUUUCUGUACACAGAAAUAAUAUUUAGCGUAGAUUUCAUAAUGUUUUCAUUUUAGGGCGAUUCGAAAACGACAGCAGACAAUAUGUAGAUCUAUAGCAGUAUCUUUUUCUUUACUUUGCAGAUUGGUCCAUCUAAACUUUCCAGAGAAAAUGAGAUACUGAAUGAAUAUAUGAGAGUAAACGCACUUUUGAUUGACAUUGAAAUAGAGCAUAGACGUGUAUUAAACGUAAUAAGUAAUUUGAAUCUCCCACAUUUAGAAAAUAGAGACACAGAAGUUUUAGAACAGCUUCAGCAAAGAAAACAACAGCUUAAAGAAAUUAUAGCAAGCUUUCUGUAAAUUAACACAGACAUACAUCUAUAUUAGAUAAAGAUGCCCAUGACACCUGCUGAAAGGGCGAAGAAAUAUCGCGAUUCAAUUAAAAAUGACCCUACACGGCAUUUGCAGUAUCUUGAGAAAGAGCGACAAAGGUACAAGAAAAGAAAAGGCGAAGGCUAUUAUGACAUAAGUGGGAAAAGCGAACGCGAAAAAAACCUAUUAAAGCGCAAGUGGAAGAUUAAGAAACGUGAACAAAGAGAACGCAAAAAACAAGAACAGGAAGGAAUCAAAUUUGCAAACAAUAACACUCCUGUAUCAUCACCAGUUAGAAUCGAACAAGACCAACCAGAACAUGAAAUACAAGCGGUUCGCCAGAGAAACAGAUCUUUUAGUCCUAUGCAGCAAAGAAAUACAACUCAUCAAGCUGAAAGUGGUAAAAAGAGAAAGCGAAGAGCUCAGGCAAAAGCAUACAGAAAAAUAGAUAAAUUAGAAAAAGAGAAGCACAGAUACAAAGUGUUGUGGGAGAGAACAAGAAAAGGAUUACAACGUGCGAGACAGAGACUAGAAAAAGAAAAGAAAUACAACGCUGAAAGGUCACAAAAUAAAAGACAGACAACUGUACAGAGAAUUUAUAAGAAGACGGGUCACUCAGUCACAUGGAACAUAGAAAUGAGGCGACAGGUCAGGCUGUUCUUAGAAGAAGAUAUCCACAGUAUACAGGCCCCCGGAAAGAAGGACACGAUCACAAAAGGAAAGAUUAAGAAGCAGAAACGUUAUUCAUGUGACACACUCUGAAACUUAUAUCAGAAAUUCGUAAAAGAAAACCGCGAACACGGGAUGUCUUAUUCAUCUUUUUGUAGAUUUCGUCCAUUUUGGAUUGUUCAGAGAAAAUCUGACGCCAGAGAAACAUGUUUGUGUAAACUGCAUGAGAACAUAAAGUAUAGAGUUGAGAAGUUGUAUAGAUUAGGAGUAAUUCAAGAUUCAAACCCAGACAUUGUGGUGAACCAGCUAAUGUGUGACAACAAAUGUAAGGAAUGCGCGUACAGGGAUUGUUCUAAAUGUCAAGAUAAGGGCCUGGAUGUAUGUACCGAAGUGCUGAGUGAACGGAAGGGUGAACAGGUUCAAUAUCAACAGUGGACAACACGGACUGAGAAUUACGAAUCUAAGGAUGGGACAAAAACAAUUCAGAAAACCGUGAAAGUCACUGAACAAGACACCGUUGAGACGUUGUUGGUAGAGACACAAACAUUACUGAAAGAUAAAUACGCUAAGCAUGUUUUCAAUAUUAAACAUCAAUACAUAACACUAAAACAGGUAAAAGAAAAUUUAGACAAUUCUACAGCAAUUAUGCAUGUUGAUUUCUCAGAAAAUUACACUGCAAAACUUGCAAGUGAGGUUCAGUCGAUGCACUUUGGGGGUUCGCAUAAGCAAGUUUCUCUACAUACUGUUGUCGUUUAUACCAAGGACAGUAUCAAAUCAAUCUGUACAGUCUCUGAGAAUACUUACCACGGUCCUGGGGCAAUAUGGGCACACCUUACACCUGUUUUGCAGUACAUAAAGUUGUCCUAUCCAGACAUCACCACUAUCCACUUCGUCAGCGAUGGCCCUUGUACACAAUAUAGGUCUAAAAAUCACUUUUUUAUGUUACAUCGGCACAUUCUUGGUAACUUUGAAUUUGAAAUAGCAACCUGGAAUUUCACAGAAAGUGGCCACGGUAAAAGUGCUGCUGACGGUGUAGGGGGUACAGUGAAGCGUACUGCCGAUAGACUUGUGGCAACAGGCACAGAUAUACCUGAUGCAAAAGCAUUUUAUGAAAAUGUCGGAAAGCACCUAGAAAACGUCCAACUAUUUCUGAUUGAAUCGGAUGACAUUGAAAGUUUAAGUAAUUCUGUUCCAAAGGAUCUCAAAACAGUCAAAGGAACGAUGAAGCUACAUCAAGUAACGGUUAGUAAACAUCACCGAGGAAUAAUGCUUCUCAAAGAGUUGAGCUGUUUCUGCAAUUGGCCAAAUCCAUGUAGCUGUUAUGAAGGCGACGUUUCGGAACACAGUUUUCCAGCUGAAACAGGUGCCGGUGAUGGAACGCCUCUAUUGAAUCAGCCUGUAAGUGAGCCUGAUGUGACAAAGGACAUUACCACUGUGGACCCACACCCAGAUAUGGUUGGCACAUGGUGCGUGAUACGAUAUGAAGGCGAGGCUUAUCCGGGAAUUAUUCAGGAUAUUGAUGACAAGUCGGCCGAGGUUAAUUGCAUGUGCAGAAUUGGAGAGAAUCGUUUCUUCUGGCCACUUGUGAAAGAUGUUAUUUGGUACAGUUGGUCAGAUGUACUAAUGAACAUUCAAGAACCUCGUCCCGUAACAUCGUCCCGUGGAUCAAGACACGUGCAGGUCGAUCCAGAAUGUUGGAAUCUCGUCAGAGCAAAACUAGCUAACUUAACCAGUUAUCGAACGUUGAUGUUACAUACUGUUAAUCUGUUUUCUUGGAUUCAAUAGUUUGUUUUUAAGGUUUCGUUUUAAAAGAGAACAUGCUCCCUGUUAGGACACAUUACAAUGUGUUAAAUGACGGAUCAUUUUCGCUGUAAUAUAUCACUUAGCUUUGAGUGAAAUUAGUGACAUAUAUGUCUGAGCAUUUUGAACAUAUUUGCAUUCCAUGCAUGUAAGUAAGUUUCCAAUUCAUUAGUAUAAUGUCGUUUCUGUUUAAGCUGUUUACGAGUUUAAAAUAAAGGUAGAAAAAUGCAUUUUCUUAGUUUUAUAUGUACAAGGUGAAAAGGGGCUUUUACCGUUACAUGCCUGUCUUUACCACUACCAAAAGUCUUUACCAUAACAACGUAUUUUUUGUUUUAAUUCUUGUUACAAAUAGCUUACCUGUGUUAGUAUAUUAUUUCAAUGAUGGGAAGACAUGAUUAUGAAACAAUUCAAGUAUUUCUUCAAUGGUGUACCGAAGUAUGAAUCUAGAUAGUGCAAUAAAAUUGCACUUCCGAGAAGAAUAUUUAUCCCAGUAGUGUUUUAUAUGUUAAUGAUCAAUGUAUAUUAAAAUAAAAAAGGUUUUAAAAGAAUGACAAGUUGAAUUUAACACAUUAUAACGCAUUUCAAUACUUUAUUUAAUAAAAAAUCAAUUUAGAGCUUGUAUAUAGCAAAAUAAUUCUCCGUCAUGGUAAAGACUAUUUUUCUCGACUAUGAAAGUUCAAGGUCAAAUUUAUAAAGGUCAUUAUGGUGUUACUGUUUGCCAACAAUCAAAACAAUAUGAUAACAGGUUAAAAGUGAUCAAUUAACAACAAAUCAAUAUGUUUUUUUUGAAUUUUACGUUUUACAACAUUUAAAAUGGACUGUCUGAGAAUGACCCAAAUGGAGGCUAGACUGCAUGGUGGUUUUCACUGCCAUUAAUAUGGUUAA
This is a messenger RNA of Mercenaria mercenaria, 4779 nucleotides long. RefSeq lists its product as uncharacterized. The record is from RefSeq and is a predicted model, not a curated record. Lineage: Eukaryota; Metazoa; Mollusca; Bivalvia; Venerida; Veneridae. Bases 2230 to 3879 code for a protein of 549 amino acids. The transcript is spliced from 3 exons.